Messenger RNA from Salvia hispanica, 1498 nucleotides. RefSeq names its product Calcineurin-like metallo-phosphoesterase superfamily protein (gene SLP2). The record is from RefSeq and is a predicted model, not a curated record. NCBI's taxonomy places the organism in Eukaryota, Viridiplantae, Streptophyta, Magnoliopsida, Lamiales, Lamiaceae. Gene Ontology annotation, molecular function: hydrolase activity.
UUCUCAUUUCUCACGCCAGUAACCUAAUUUUCCAGUUAAGAAACGUUGAAUAAGUAUCUUGGGUCAAAAAAGAGGGCUUCAAAUUUAACGGCCGAUUCCAAACAGCAAAGAAUCGGCGAUGGAUUGCGCAGCCGUUCCGUCUCUCAUCUCCGAUUUCGUGAACACAUUCGUCGAUUUCUCCGUCAGCGGCGGCAUUUUCCUGCCUCCGGAACCGGAAUCGGUUAAAAACUCCACCGGUCCGCUGCGAACCGUGUUUCCUCAGCCCGCCCGCCUCGUCGCCGUUGGAGACAUCCACGGCGAUCUCCCCAAGGCUAAAUCGGCCCUGAGGCUCGCCGGCUUGAUCGGAGCGGACGACCGAUGGUCUGGCGCCGCCGCCACCGUUGUCCAAGUAGGCGACAUAUUCGACCGCGGCGGCGACGAGAUUAAGCUGCUUUAUUUCUUCGAGAGAUUACGGAGGGAGGCGGCCAAGUCCGGCGGCACGGUCAUCACGAUGAACGGGAACCACGAAAUCAUGAACGUCGACGCGGAUUUCCGGUUCGUGGCGCGGCAGGGGGUUAAGGAGUUCGAAGAUUGGGGGUUUUGGCAAUGUGUUGGUAAUGGUAUGAAGAGAAUGUGUUUAGGGAUUGGUAGCGAUCUCGUGUUUAGGGAUUUGCUUGACGGCGUGCCGGAUGAGAUCCCUGGGAUUCCGCCGGAGUAUUUGAACGGAAUUAGGGUUCGGAUUGCUGCUCUGCGCCCUAAUGGAUUGAUCUCGAGUAGAUUUCUGUCGAAGAAUCAGACUGUGGUGGUGGUGGGGGACUCGGUGUUUGCUCACGGUGGCUUGUUGGAGAAGCACGUGGUUUACGGACUGGAGCGGCUGAAUGAGGAGGUGAGGGAUUGGAUUCGUGGAUUGAGCGAGAAGGUGGAGAACCGGCUGGUGAGGGGGGCGGACUCGGUUGUUUGGUUGAGGAGCUUCUCGAACAAGCUAGUGAAGGACGGGGAUUGUUCGAUUCUGGAGCAUGUGCUGGAGACUAUCCCGGGGGCGAGGAGGAUGAUCAUGGGGCACACGAUUCAGGAAGAUGGGAUUAGCUCUGCCUGUGGCGGCCGUGCCAUAAGAGUUGAUGUGGGAAUGUCUAAGCUGUGUGGUGACCGUUUUCCUGAGGUUUUGGAGAUUGAUGAGAAGUCAGAGCUCAAGGUCUUGACAUCCAAUCCUUUGUAUAUCAAACGGCAGUAUGAUGCGAUUCCGAAAGAUGGUUUAGGUUCUUUGAUCCCUGAUCAAAGACCAAGACAGGUUGAGGUGAAUGCUUGAGCAUUUGUUGGUUUCUUGAUUUGCUACUGCAUUAUGCUUGCUAGCAAAUGUAGGUGAUUAUGACUGUUGCUGGUUCAAAAGCCUUCAACAAAUAUAGUAGAAUCCUUGAAGCUGUAGAUUGUUUGGCUGGAUUGUUCUUUGCCAGAUUGCUAUUAAGUAAAGGAAUUGCUCUGAAACUUUUCAUUAAAUAAAAUGUAUCAUCUUUAGCACUUA